GUUGCAUGACAGGUGCACACGCAAUCCUCCAUCUUGUGCAUCCUGAACUAAGGCAAAAGGGCAUCAACCACAUACAUUCAAUAAAAAUAAAAGCAAGACCGCGCGUAGAGAAAAAUAGGCAAAUUCCCGAAAUGUAAAUUAGAGAGAAAAAUCAACAACCCUCCUUUAAUUGAAUGACGGACGAGGGAGACCAGAACGAAGAAUAUCGACUGCGUAUGGUCAAGGAAGACUAACGACCGCUUACAUUGUCAGCUUUACCCGGUCUAGUAACGAAUAAACUAUUAAAGAAAACAAAAUGGUAAGUGAAAUGCUUGUAUUUUUAAACAAAACGGUGUUGUAGCCUAUGUUCACGUCAAUGUAGGCAAUGUGAAACGCAUGACCCCGACGUAUGUUUUCGCACGUACGUAAUGACAUCUCCCCCCAUUCCCCUAUCACCUCAUAUCGUGGUGGUCUAUUCGCUAUGUAUACUAUUCUCCAUCUUUUGCAAGUGGCGCUCAAGCUUUGGGCAAGUGGCAGCGUCUUCGCUUGUUGCAAUUGGACCUGAUGCGAGGUGCAGGCAGCCACAGGUAGUGAUUGUUGAAAUUGGUAGGCUAUUAGAAGGAAUUGCAUCGCUUGAUUUGAUUACUUAAGUAUGGAGGUGCACAAUAAAAGGCUCGAUAAGACACAAAGAUGAAAAUGAGGGAACGUUGAAUAAUGUCAUGCAAAGCUGUUUUUGUAUUUAUUUCAUUGGUAUCUAUUCUAUACUAUGAAUGUCACAAUUUAUUUGUCUGCAGACUAUGAAACGUGGAAUGGAAAAAUUAUUUGCAGUGCCUUGGUAGCCAAAUUAAAUGGGCAUUUCUUUGCAGUUCAAUAAUAGCAGUGUUUUUGCUACAUUGUGCAUACUGUAUGUAACCCUGCACAAGCAAUAACAGCCGUUUAGUAGGCCUCCAAUGUCAGAAAUCCAAUAGUGCAAUUAAAGCACUAAUGGAGAAGGUUUUGUUGGGUGAACAUAAUUCCUAUUGGCCUGAUGAUACCAAUAGGCAUUCUAUGUGGGAGCUUGUGUCACUGCCUUUACACUUGAAUUUAACUCUCUAUAUAAACAACAACACAAGGCUCUUAUGGUAAGAAUGGAUCAGUAAGAAUGGAUCAGUAAGAAUGGAGUGACAUAGUGGUGAACUCUCUUAAAACAGGGCUUUUUGAGGUUAUUUGCAGUGUUUUCCCAAUCAACUUUUCUACCUUUUCUUGACUAUGGUGAUACCCUCAACGGAAGUGCAACUGACUCUACUCUAAAAUCCCUUGAUUCUGUCUAUCAUUGCACCCUUCGUUUUAUUACAUCUGACAGUUUUAAUACUCAUCACUGCAUCCUUUACCAAAUAGUUGUCUGGACCUGUUUAAAGACACAUAGAUCACUCCAUUACUCUCUUUUUGUUUAUAAAGCCCUACUCCACAAGCUUCCAACAUACUUAACAUCUUUGUUGAAAUGUAGAAUUUCAGGUUAUAAUACAAGGUCACAGGAUUGGUUAACAAUGAUGACUCCCUUGGUAACCACAGAGUUCAGGAAAUCUGCUUUUUCAUAUUAGUCUCCAGUUGGCACUUCGUUUGGAUAAUUUGGUUAAGGAUUUUUAUAGUGAUGAAUGUGUUUGUUUUAUUUGAUUAUAAUGUCUAAUGUGUAUAUUGUAUGUAUAUUGUGUAUAUGUGUGUGUGUGCUGAUGUGACUGUUGUUCCCAGGGCAUGCUUGUGAAUGAGACUUAGGUCUCAAUGUGUCUCCCUGGUUAAAUCUUUUAAAUUUAAUUUUAAAUAAAAGUUAAAUAAAAUAAAUAUUAUUUACAUAAUAUUAGGAGAGCAGCAAUGAUUGUCUCCUCAGUCCUCACUCAGUGAAAAGGGAAAAUACUUAAACAAACUAUAUUUAGGAAACAGGGACCAUGCCAAAGCAAAGUGACUAAAAGCUUAUGAAAUAUGCAGGGGACACCAGCAAUAGCACAACUUAGCCAUAGCACAACUUUGCACAUCUCUGUGAACUUGACUGUAAAUCGCUUUAGAGAGAAAGAAAGAAAGAAAGUAAGUGUCACGAUCGUCGACAGAUGCGGACCAAGGCGCAGCGUGAUAAGCGUACAUACUUUAUUUCUACACAACAACAUGAACAAAACAACAAACGAAACGUGAAGUCCUAGGUUAUACAACAAACCUUAACGGAACAAGAUCCCACAACGUAACAUGCCAACAGGCUGCCUAAGUAUGGUCCCCAAUCAGAGACAACGAGCUACAGCUGUCUCUGAUUGGGAACCACCCUGGCCAACAUAGAAAUACACGAUCUAGAACGACAAACCUAGAAAACUAAACAAGGAAAAAUCCACACCCUGGCUCAACAUUUAAGAGUCCCCAGAGCCAGGGCGUGACAGAAAGAAAGAAAGAGAAAGACUAAUUAAGGUGAUAUACAGUGGUGUAAAGUACUUAAGUAAAAAUACUUUAAAGUACUGCUUAAGUAGUUUUUUUGAGUAUCUAUACUUCACUUUACUAUUUGUAUGUUUGACAACUUUUACUUUUACUUCACUACAUUCCUAAAGAAAAUUAUGUACUUUUUACUCCUUACAUUUUCCCUGACACCCAAAAGUACUCAUUACAUUUUGAAUGCUUAGCAGGACAGAAAAUGGUCCAAUUCGCACACUUAUCAAGAGAACAUCCCUGGUCAUCCCUACUGCCUCUGAUCUGGUGGACUCACUAAACACAAAUGCUUUGUUUUUAAAUGAUGUCUGAGUGUUGGAGUGUGACCCUGGCUGUCUGUAAAUAAAAAAAACAAGAAAAUGGUGCCGUCUGGUUUGCUUAAUAAAAGGAAUUUUUAAUUAUUUGUACUUUUACUUUUACUUUUGAUACUUAAGUAUAUUUUAGCAACUACAUUGACAUUUGAUACUUAAGUAUAUUUAAAACCAAAUACCUUUAGACUUUUACUCAAGUAGUAUUUUACUGAGUGACUUUCACUUUUACUUGAGUCAUUUUCUAUUAAGGUAUCUUUACUUUUACUCAAGUAUGAGAUUUGAGAACUUUUUUCACCACUGGUAAUAUAUCACUGGAAGAUAAUCAUUAGGGGUAAUUCUAGGUCAAGGGAAUUCUGGGUCAGACACAAAGAAGUACAUAAGGGGAUAGGUGUCAUGUCAAAUAAACCGCUAACACUUCAGCUGUGUGGAAUUAAUAAUCAUGUGUGAAAUACAGAUGUAGGAUCUUAAUUUGAGCCAGUUUGCUACAGCAGGAAAAUAAUCCUGCAGCAACACGAAAUGUGAAUUAUUAUGUGUAUUCUAAUUAAUGGACAUUUUUGUAAAGGUUGAUACAUUUUUCAUUAGGGCAAAUCAAAUUUGAUAUCUCAAAGUGGAAAUUACAAUCUUUAGAAGCCUUUUUAAAACUAAAAUACACUACAAGUUUGGAUUUCCUGCUGUGCAGGAACAUUCUCAGCAACAAAAGAGUGAUCAAGAUCUGUAUAAGCUAGGAGAGGUUUUAGUGCCGAGGUACAGAGUGAACCGAAGUGGGGCACAGUUCUGCUACAGCUGAUGAUGAUCAAUGUGGGAGUAGCAGACAGGGAAUUCCUUGUGCAGCGGCAGAGUGUCUAGACAAUGAAAUGCAAGAGCUCCAUUCUGGCAAAUGAACUUGUCUAGGAACUAGUCUGGGUUGUAAUCUCUUAAUGGAAUAAAGGUGUACAUUGUGUUGGUGGCAUCCAUCAAUCAAUACAAUUGUAGAGUGCUUUUGACACUUAACAAGUGCUUUGAAUAUAGUAAAAUUGCUGUAUUAUAUUCAAUUUAUGAAACUUUCAAAACAAUUCAGCAAGAGGAAGACAUUAGACUUUAGGAAUGCUGUGAUAUGGUUAUUUAGCAGACACUCUUACAUGAAAUGGCCAAUAACACAUACCACUGAGUGUACAAAACGUUAAGAACACCUUCCUAAUAUUGAGUUGCCCCCUUUUCCCUCAGAACAGCCUCAGUUCGUCAGGGCAUGGACUCUCCAAGGUGUCGAAAGCAUUCCACAGGGAUGCUGUCCCAUGUUGACUCCGAUGCUUCCCACAGUUGUGUCAAGUUGGCUGGAUGUCUUUUGGGUAGUGGACCAGUCUUGACACACUCAAAGCGGUGCACCUGGCACCUACUACCAUACCCAGUUCAAAGGCACUUAAAUAUUUUGUCUUGCCCAUUCAAUCUCUGAAUGGCACACAUGCACAAUCUAUGUCUCAAUUGUCUCAAGGCUUAAAAAUCCUUCUUUAACCUGUCUCCUCCCCUUCAUCUACACUGAUUGAAGUGGAUUUAACAAAUGACAUCAGUAAGGGAUCAUAGCUUUCACCUGGUCAGUCUAUGUCCUGGAAAGAGCAGGUGUUCCUAAUGUUUUGUACCCUCAGUGUAUUAAUACACAUUCAGUGUACAGUAUGUUUAUAUAUACUUCUCCAACCAACUGAGCCACAAGAUUAAAAGUAUACAGAAUGUUCAAAGUUAUGAAUAAAAUCAGGUUAUAUUGGUGACAGAAUCUCAUCAGAGUCAUAUCCAUGGAGUACCAAUCUGCUGACAGAACAAUAGAUGUGAUAGAUCUAAAGCCUUUAUUUACAGGAAGGGAUUUAAACUAGAGCAUGCAAAUGUGGCUUUAUAAACACAUUUGAUUGAUAUAACUAACCAAAUGGGGUAGCCUUGCUACAUAUGUGCAAAUCACCGUCUAGUUCUAUUGGAUGGUCAAAAAGACAACAUUUGGAGAGAGCUUGCGAAUGUCGACACAUUAAGUGAGUUGAAGACAUGAAGAUAUCUAUUAUUUUUCUUUCUCUCUUUUCAGGCUCAGUGGUUGACCAAGAUGGGCGUCAAGAAGCUGGCCAUCCUUCUCCUCGUCUUCUUGGUCUGGAUAGAGGGAGGAUCCACUAAAGAGAAAGGGACAAGGAAAGGGAAGAAGGGGAAGCAAGUUUACUGUCCUUCGUAAGUGCAGAAUUUCACCCCACCUCAUGAGAUUCCCUGCGGCAUUGCCUAUUGCUCAAACUCCAAAAUACAAACAGUUACUCGGACCAUUUGCAAAUGCUUAGUGUCUGAAAAUGCAAUCCAAGAAGAGACAGAUGUUUGAUACAUUAGAAAUCAGGACAGCUGGCCAGAAGAAUCAUCUCUCAAAAAAAUAAUUUCAUCCCUAUCCAUGUUUGAUGUCUUACUCUACUAAAUCCUAAAAGGGAUCAAACAUAAUGAUUAUUGAAAUUGAAGGGAAACCUUUAAUUUCAUUACAAUAUUCACAGUGAAUGCCUAAACUGGAGAGAAAACAAAGUUUUGUUGGUGGGGGACUUAUGGUGGAGCAGAGGGGAUACACUUUGAUCAAGGGAACUGCAAACAUGCACACACAAAUUCCAGCCGAGCACUUUUACUCAUCCUCAGUGCCUGAUAAGGGUUACAAAAUCAUAUGUAAUGUGCUUUUCAAGUUGAAUUCCUUGGCAGAGUUCAGUUGCCACCCACGUGGACUGGAUUUUCCCUCUUUCCUCUGCCAAAUCCUGCUCCCGCCAUCGUUCUCUUCUCAGGUCAUUGUUAUUUCAGCAAAUCAGUCUCAGAAAGCAGAAGACGUUCCUUGAAUGUUGAAAAUUCUUCUAAGGUCACAACUUAUGUGAAUAUUUCACACAUACACUAAGAACCUUUGGUUGUUGAUAGUGUGAAAAUAAUUUGCAUUCUAUGUUCCGAGAACGUCAUUUUAGGGUUGCAAGAAACAUUAUGCAAAUGUUGUAUUCAGCAACAUUGUGGAUGUUGCCAUUUACAGUAGCUGCUGACAUUAGAGCAACCUAUACAGCCAUUCACUUUUUAGUCCUUGAUUUUCUUCAGAUUGUCAAGGGAAUUCUUGAGGAAUUUCCUUGAUUUUUCACUCUGCUAUGAGAACCAAGAACACUUGCCAUAAUCAUGUGAACAUUUAACCCUAAUUUUGCAGACAUUCCAGGAAUGCUCUGAGACCCCAAGCAUCGUUUGCCGGGGAGGUCCUAUUACCAAAGCUACUUGAAUCAUCAACUGGUAGUUCUCAGGUUAUGGAAACACAAAGAUAUACUUCCGUCUGCACAGUUAAUCCAGGAGAAUUUGACCUGCUACGUAAUGUGGUUUAGAGUUUCCUUCGUUUUUCUUUCUUCUUUGCAGACAGCUGACACCUGAGGAUCUCGCACGGGUCCCUGAGAAUUCAACCAGUAACAUCUUGAACAGAUUACUGAUCACCUAUGAUCCUCGAAUCAGGCCCAACUUCAAAGGUUAGCCUUCUCUCUCUCUCUCUCUCUCUCUCUCUCUCUCUCUCUCUCUCUCUCUCUCUCUCUCUCUUUUAUUCUAUCAUCCAAGUUUCCAUGUGGAGGAAGCUACUUUAAAGGCAUUUAUUGGAGUAGACCUUUACAGUAAUUCACAAUUUGAUUUAACUCAAUCUAUACACACUGUCAAAAGAACCAACCCCCCCUCCCAGGCCUUUAAGAUGUUUUGUGCCCCAAUAGAAUCCCCACCUGAUGAUGUUAUGGGUCCAGGGUGGUCUUCUUUAGACCAUCGCAGACCCAUCCUCAUUCCCUGGCAUUGGCUCUGUAUGCAUCUCCCAGACUUUGAAUGUUUGAUGUGGUUCGUGCCAUGUGAACUCCCUCUAUGACUGCCUGCUUAUUCUUCCCACUGGGCCCACAUCUGGUGUUCUUCUCAAGGCCAGAUGAAAGCUAGAUCUUGCCAUCCAUUAAUGUCAGCUCUCUAAUCUCCGAAAUUAUAUUUGAAGCUGUUUCUCGGGCACCGCUUCGCCCAGGGGAUCAAUCUCAACACGUUUUGUGUGACAGGUGAGAUAUUUUACUGUGUUUAUGCUGUUCUAACAUUUUUUGUAUUUAUUUUUUAUUUUAUUUUAUUUUUUAGGCAUUCCUGUGGAGGAUAAAGUUAACAUAUUUAUAAACAGCUUUGGGUCAAUCCAGGAGACCACUAUGGUAAGACUUCCUCACUGUGUGAUAAAAGUUCCCCGUUUAUCCUCCCCAAAUCCUCACCUUAACCAUAAGGGUAAACAACUGACCUUAGGGCAUCAUCUAGGGUCAUCUUUAACCUACUCAAACCCCCCAUGGUUAAAUUCCAUCUGAUUAACAUAUAAUUUAAUCAAUCAGUAAUAUAAUAGUACAUUAUUAAUAAGCAUAGCUGAUUCAGGAAGAUGUAUUGUACGCAGACUACAGUGCGUCAGACGAUUUAAUGGUGAAUCAUUAUUAGGACAAAGGCUUUCAUACCUCAUUUAUCUGAUGGCUUCAUUGCUGAAACAACUGUGUUUCCGGAAUGCUAAUGGAUGUAGAUUAAACUCAAGGACAAGAUGAUUUGACCCUGACUCACUUUGAGAGACAUUCAAAAGAAUGCUGUUUAAACUUCCUAAUAACCUACCUACUGUUGUCUUUUCAUUCCACAUAUGGGAGGAGUAGAAUAGUUAACAAUCUGUUCAGUUAGCCUCUCAGGCCCUAUGUAGGCUAAUGGAUUUGCAAGUGAGCGUUACUGUAGAUGGAUUUGGAAUGCAAAUAGACCUCCUGCACUGAGGAUACUGUGCAUACAGGAAUGGCAAGUACGUGGGUGGUUGGGUGGAUGGAAACAGCCAGCCAGCCAGCCAGCCAGACAAGUGUCUGUUAACCCAUGGGCGUUGUUAUCCAUCUACAGUGCCUUCGGAAAGUAUUCAGACCCCUUGACUUUUUCCAAAAUUUUGUUGCGUUAUAGCCUUAUUCUAAAAUGAAAAAUAAAAAAUAAAAAAAUCCUCAGCAAUCUACACACAAUACCCCAUAAUGACAAAGCGAAAACAGGUUUUUAGAAAUGUCUGCUAAUUUAUAAAAAAUAAAUAUAAAAAUACCUUAUUUACAUAAGUAUUCAGACCCUUUGCUAUGAGACUGAAAAUUGAGCUCAGGUGCAUCCUGUUUCCAUUGAUCAUCCUUGAGAUGUUUCUACAACUUGAUUGGAGUCCACCUGUGGUAAAUUCAAUUGAUUGGAUAUGAUUUGGAAAGGCACACACCUGUCUAUAUAAGGUCCCACAGUUGACUGUGCAUGUCAGAGCAAAAACCAAGCCAUGAGGUCGAAGGAAUUGUCCAUAGAGCUCCGAGACAGGAUUGUGUCGAGGCACAGAUCUAGGGAAGGUUACCAAAAAAGUAAUGCUGCAUUGAAGGUCCCCAAGAACACAGUGGCCUCCAUAAUUUUUAAAUGGAAGAAGUUUGGAACCACCAAGACUCUUCCUAGAGCUGGCUGACCCGGUCAGGGAGGUGACCAAGAACCCGAUCUGACAGAGUUCUAGAGUUCCUCUGUGGAGAUGGGAGAACCUUCCAGAAGGACAACCAUCUCUGCAGCACUCAACCAAUCAGGCCUUAAUGGUAGAGUGGCCAUUCGGAAGCCACUCCUCAGAAAAAGGCACAUGACAGCCCACUUGGAGUUUGCCAAAAGGCACCUAAAGACUCUCAGACAAUGAGAAACAAGAUUCUCUGGUCUGAUGAAACCAAGAUUGAACUCUUUGGCCUGAAUGCCAAGCGUCACGUCUGGAGGAAACCUGGCACCAUCCCCACGGUGAAGCAUGGUGGUAGCAGCAUCAUGCUGUGGGUUUUUCAGUAGCAGGGACUGGGAGACUAGUCAGGAUCAAGGCAAAGAUGAACGGAGCAAAGUACAGAGAGCUCCUUAAUGAAAACUUGCUCCAGAGCGCUUAGGACCUCAGACUGGGGCGAAGGUUCACCUUCCAACAGGACAACAACCCUAAGCACACAGCCAAGACAACGCAGGAGUGGCUUCGGGACAAGUCUCUGAAUGUCCUUGAGUGGCCCAGCCAGAGCCCGGACUUGAACCCGAUCGAACAUCUCUGGAGAGACCUGAAAAUAGCUUUGCAGCAAUGCUCCCCAUCCAACCUGACAGAGCUUGAAAGGAUCUGCAGAGAAGAAUGGGAGAAACUCCCCAAAUACAGGUGUGCCAAGCUUGUAGCUUCAUACCCAAGUAGACGUGAGGCUGUAAUCGCUGCUAUAGGUGCUUCAACAACGUACUAAGGGUCUGAUUACUUAUGUAAAUGUCAUAUUUCAUUUUUUUCCAGUUUUUUAUUUUUAAUAAAUUAGCAAACAUUUCUAAAAACCUGUUUUUUGCUUUGUCAUUAUGGAGUAUUGUGUGUAGAUUGAUGAGUUUUUUUUAUGUAUUUGUAUCAAUUUUAGAAUAACGCUGUAAACUAACAAAAUGUGGAAAAAGUCAAGGGGUCUGAAUACUUUCCGAAGGUACUGUAUGUAUCACUUGGGGCCAUUGAGCUUUAUGUUUGCUGUUUUGCUGAGGCAGGUGUGUAUGUCUGCUCCAGAGUCAACUCCUGUUCCAAUGUCUUUGCACUUUAUGGGGAGUGACACCCAUGACAAAGCUUAGAUCCUGUAUCCUGGAAUGGCUUGGGUUUCCACCUAAAAUAUUUCCCUUGGCCAGAGAUCAGUGGUGUGUGUCUGCGUUCUACCGGUGCACUUAAUUCCAACAGUGGGGAAUUUCACACCAGGGACGAUUAAGAUGAUGAUAUGCGUCACAUGAAAACGAUAACAGUCAAAACCCAAGAGUUAGCGGUUAGCUAUAUGAGAGGGAGAAAGAGUGAGACAGACAGACAGACAGACAGACAGCAGCUCAUCUUUUCCAUAUUUCCACUUAGCUGUAUCCCAGCAUGAACAAGAUAUAGUUGAAUUGAUGAGAAGGAGUGAAAGACAGAGAAAGAUAUGGAGAGAGACAGCUGGUUACCUCUAGUUCUCCAUUAAUCACUCGACAGGGCUUCUGAUCUUUUGAAAUACUGUUCUGUCAUUUACACCUCAGCUAUAUGCUCCUCUCCGCUGCACGCCCACCUUAGUUAACACAUCCAUUUUCACUUUAUGAGGCACAGUUGCCUGGAGAGGAUGACUAAUUUGAUGUUGCAGCGGAUAAUAAAUUCCCACCAUGUUUUAUAAGGCCUCUCCAUCUUGAGUUUUCCUCUUUCAUUACACUUGGUGGAUGUGUUAAAUCUUUGCCAAAUUCACAGCGGCAGAUGGGUGGUGAUACCCUGCCGCAGAGAUUACAUUUAAUCUUUAGAGAUUUACAAAAGGCAAGGUGUGGAAUUUGGAAUGCAACAGAGGUUGGUUGAGUUUAUGUCAGGGUACAGUCAAAGAUAGGCCUGUUAAACGUUAUGGUCAGUUGUUAAGGCCAUGAUACAGUGGUGCAGCAGAACAUCUAUUGGACAUUUUGUUUCUGAAUUUAUAUUGUGAAUGAAUAUGGUCGUUGUCAUUAAACUGAUCACAAUUUUAACAAGGCAACAUCCAUGUGCACACACACACACACACAACACACACACAGUUGGUGUGUUUGGGGAUUAUUUGACAGGUCAUCCGUCUUCACGAAAUGAACUAAUAGCCCCUCCCUACAUCUGCUCUCCAACAGAAUUUGACGUACACCAAAACUCAAUGGCACAUAAAACGUCACUCUUAAACAACAUGUUCUAAGCUCUUAAUCAAGCUCUUAAUGAGGCUUUUGCAUCAUUCCAUGUUGCUGUAUUGAUAACCCCUUGAACCUUUGCAACACCCUUAAACAGUUCCUUUCAUGUCAACAUUUUGUUGGUUGAUUUAAAUCGAAAUGCAAUCAGCCUUUCUCUGCAUCUGUAGAACCUAAGACUUGCAUGUUGAAGUAACUUAAGCCUUGUUUACACUGCAUGCCUAAAUGCACAAAUCAGUUUUGUUUUUCAAAUCCGUUUUGGGACACUGACUGUCCGAACAGCAAGUUAGAAGUGACCAAAUCAGAUUUGUGUGUGUUCAGACCGCAGUCCUUUGCUGACAUGGCUACUCAAAAGUUAUGUAGCAAGCUAAGGUGACUGACAACAAUGCCUGCCAUGGAAGUCUCCCAGUUGCUUUGAAUUUUCAAAAUCAUAAUGUAAGAACACUUAAAGCCUCAAAGGAUAAGAUGAUCCAACUUUCAAAACAAGUCCUUUUUGGCUAGCCACAGGAGUCAACUAGCUAGCUAGGUAGCUGUUUAGCUUUCUAGCACAUUAACUAAUUUGUUUGUGUUCUUGUCAAACUACCACAUGUUCUUGUCAAACUGUUAACAGAGUAGCUAGCAAGCCACAAGUUAUGCCAAAUAACAGUCUAAAAAGAACUCGAGGGCAAAUACAUUGAUUUGACUGUUCAGACACAAGUCGCAUGGCCAGGAAUCAGAUUUGUAUCUGAUUUCAAACCACCGAAGAAGGUGGUUUGAAAUGUGACUUGAAUGAUCAGAUUCCAUGUGCUUUUUGGCUGUUCAGACUGCAGGAAAAAUAACAGAUUCGAAUCGGAUAUGCAAAAAAAAUUGGAUUUGAGUCACUUCAAAUUGCUUUAGACACUUUUGAUCAAACUUGUUUGUUUAUAAUCAGUGGGUAGAGUUCAUGGGAAGAAGUCAGCCAUUUUGUUAGCCAUCCCUGUUGAUGGAUAAUGAUGGAUAGUAACCACACAGUUUUUUGACAUGUAACUCCAGAAAGUCAGGUUUGCUUGUCAACCAUUUAUCAGUGCCCAUGUCUGACUACUUUGUCUAUAUUUAGUGAUAUUUGAGCCUUGACAUUAGCAUAAACCUUAGCAUUAGCUCAUCCAUUGGUUAGCAUAGCCAUGGGACUGAGGUUUUUUGUGUUCUGUGUUUCUCUGUGAAACUAGAGCCUUCACACAAGGAUGGAUCUCUCCAUUUACGACAAUAACUGCAGGACUAUGGUUUUGCAAUGCUUUUGUGUUCCCGAAUGUGAUAAUAACAGGAUUACAGAGUGAACAUCUUCCUGAGGCAGCGAUGGAAUGAUCCCAGACUCAGGCUACCUCGGGACUUUAAGUCUGAAUCGCUCACCGUUGAUCCAAAGAUGUUCAAAUGCCUGUGGAAGCCUGAUCUGUUCUUCGCUAACGAGAAGAGCGCCAACUUCCACGACGUCACCCAGGAGAACAUUCUCCUCUUCAUCUUCCGCAACGGUGACGUCCUCAUCAGCAUGAGGUGAGUGUUGGCGUACAGUUAAACAUUUUGACUGAUUUAUUUUCCUAUACAGGUGAUGCCAUUGAGAUUUGAAAAAUAUAUUUUAGCAGAGAAACUUCCAGAAGUAUACAUGUGUAUUCCUAAUCAUCCUAUGGCGUAUGGUCAAUUAUUCUACUUUGUCUAAUGAGUGUGUGGCUAAUCACGGUAUAGCUAUCUGAACAUACAGUGCCUUGCAAAAGUAUUCAUCCUCAUUGGCGUUUUUCCUAUUUUGUUGCAUUACAACCUGUAAUUUAAAUGGAUUUUGAUUAUGAUUUCAUGUAAUGGACAUACACAAAAUAGUCCAAAUUGGUGAAGUAAAAUGAAAAAAAUAACUUGUUAAAAAAAAUAAAAAAAACGGAAAAGUGGUGCGUGCAUAUGUAUUCACCCCCUUUGCUAUGAAGCCCCUAAAUAAGAUCUGUUGCAACCAAUUACCUCCAGAAGUCACAUAAUUAGUUAAAUAAAGUCCACCUGUGUGCAAUCUAAGUGUCACAUGAUCUGUCACAUGAUCUCAGUAUAUAUACACCUGUUCUGAAAGGCCCCAGAGUCUGCAACACCACUAAGCAAGGGGCACCACCAAGCAAGCGGCACCAUCAAGUCCAAGGAGCUCUCCAAAAAGGUCAGGGACAAAGUUGUGGAGAAGUACAGAUCAGGGUUGGGUUAUAUAAAAUUAUCAGAAACUUUUGAACAUCCCACGGAGCACCAUUAAAUCCAUUAUAAAAAAAUGGAAAGAAUAUGGCACCACAACAAACCUGCCAAGAGAGGGCCGCCCACCAAAACUCACGGAUCAGGCAAGGAGGGCAUUAAUCAGAGAGGCAACAAAGAGACCAAAGAUAUCCCUGAAGGAGCUGCAAAGCUCCACAGCAGAGAUUGGAGUAUCUGUCCAUAGGACCACUUUAAGCCGUACACUCCACAGAGCUGGGCUUUACGGAAGAGUGGCCAGAAAAAAGCCAUUGCUUAAAGAAAUAAAUAAGCAAACACGUUUGGUGUUCACCAAAAGGCAUGUGGGAGACUCCCCAAACAUAUGGAGGAAGGUACUCUGGUCAGAUGAGACUAAAAUUGAGCUUUUUGGCCAUCAAGGAAAACGCUAUGUCUGGCGCAAACCCAACACCUCUCAUCACCCCGAGAACAGCAUCCCCACAGUGAAGCAUGGUGGUGGCAGCAUCAUGUUGUGGGGAUGUUUUUCAUCGGCAGGGACUGGGAAACUGGUCAGAAUUGAAGGAAUGAUGGAUGGCGCUAAAUACAAGGAAAUUCUUGAGGGAAGCCUGUUUCAGUCUUCCAAAGAUUUGAGACUGGGACGGAGAUUCACCUUCCAGCAGGACAAUGACCCUAAGCAUACUGCUAAAGCAACACUCGAGUGGCUUAAGGGGAAACAUUUAAAUGACUUGGAAUGGCCUAGUCAAAGCCCAGACCUCAAUCCAAUUGAGAAUCUGUGGUAUGACUUAAAGAUUGCUGUACACGAGCGGAACCUAUCCAACUUGAAGGAGCUGGAGCAGUUUUGCCUUGAAGAAUGGGCAAAAAUCCCAGUGGCUAGAUGUGCCAAGCUUAUAAAGACAUACCCCAAGAGACUUGCAGCUGAAAUUGCUGCAAAAGGUGGCUCUACAAAGUAUUGACUUAGUUAUGCACGCUCAAGUUUUUGUCUUAUUUCUUGUUUGUUUCACAAUAAAAAAUAUUUUACAUCUUCAAAGUGGUAGGCAUGUUGUGUAAAUCAAAUGAUACAAACCCCCCAAAAAUCCAGUUUAAUUCCAGGUUGUAAGGCAACAAAAUAGGAAAAAUGUGUUUUUAAAAUUGGAGAGUGGUUGCUCUCCUUUAAGCCAGCUUUGGAGACAGCCAUUUCCUCACAGUUACAGUAAACUGGGCCCUAACAACCUAAUCAGAUUCAUAUGAGGUAUAAUCAAGUCCAUACCUUCAUUGUUCAUUCAGAGUGCUUUAACAUUGUUAUCUGAUGGCUCACAGAAAUUGCUGCACUAUUUUUAAAAGAAAGCAUUUUUAUUCUAGUAGAUUUACUGGUACUGCCAUGCACUAGCGAAUUAAACAUAGCUUUUUUUUAAAUGAUUUUGGAACUCAGACCACAGCAGCUAGAAUAAAAUCAUUAUUUUGAUGCAGUGUCAUAAAAUCUACCUCAGAAAGUUAUUUGUGACAACUGCUGAUGAAAAUAUGGUACUUUUAUGUUAAUGUUCACUCUGGUAAACUUUGUUGAAGAUACAUUGACUAUACAGCUAUGUAGAUGAACAAGAUAAAUAUAUAUUUUUAGUACUAAGUUAAUACACAACAUCCACCAGGAAUCAUGUCAUGACAUCAUUUGUGUUUGUGUAUCCGGUGCACACAGAAAUCUCUCUGUAAUACUUUAAUGCUGCUUUAGGGACUUAGAGUAAUCAGAGAUUUAGAGACGUGAUACAUCUGUUGAGCCUUUUUACUGAUCUGGAAUGACAAUAUUCUAUGUCAUUAGUGAGAGUAAUUUCCACAGGAUGACAAUGCAAAAAACCUAUGACAGCCUGUAUUUUCCCACAAUGCCCCACUCCACUCCACCCAGCCUAAGGAUUAGCACAUUAAUAAUACUUUCCCCCACUAAUACUGUCCAAUGUUUAUCUCCCCAGUCAGUUCUCCCUCUACUCACUGUAUCUGGAGCCUUGACAUUAGUCUUGUCCUUAUAAGUCGUGUGACAAGGUGGCACUAGCUGCUGUAAGAACUACGUUAUGGAGAAAGGAGGAUGUUUAGUCCUAUCACACUCCCAAGUACUGAAGCUCGGCUGCUCGGCUGCUUACUCCUGAUCCCAUAUUGGAUACCCUAUGUGUAUUUUCAAGUCACUCAGGCUAAAAGCUCUGAGUCAUUCCCCAAACGUACUGUGUUGUUGUGGUGAUGUACUCUAUGUACUGUGUAUACAGGAUGGGGAAAGCUGUCAAAAUACUAAAAUAGCACUCCUCUAAAGUCUCAACCAAAACCCAAAGCUUUCAUGUGCAAAUGGCCGGCUGGGAAAUAAAUAUGCAACUCUAAACACAAUAAAGGUGCUGCCCACAUUAAGAAUGUAUUUCUGCAUGUGAGGAAGCGUCUUUUUCAAUAAUUCAGCAGUCGCCAUUGUCUCUUAAAUGAUAUAGCUUUGCGGUAUUGAUGAACCGAUUUGGGAGGAAAGUUUUUAGACGACAGUCUGAAUCCCCAGCAGCUCUGUAAUUCUCGUUCUGCGUCCAUCUAGCUCACAGCUCAUACUUACAUUCAAGGACACAGACAUUUCUAAUAAAUGUUUCAAUCAAUUUGACCAGUUUAGCCAACUUUUCACUAGAAGGAAGCAUUUUAUUGCGGUAGGUCACAUUGAAUCCAACCUCAAUCAGAUAGAUCUCAAUGGGUUUUAAAAACAUUCAUCAUUUCUAAUUAUGUCCACAGGCAUAGGGUGGUGUUGGCUGAAGAGCAACGUGACAUGAUAACGAAUCAUCAAUAGCGUUAAUGAUGAAAUCGUUGCAACUAACAGUCAUUAAUUGCGUUAAUAUUGAUAUUCUAAUUGUAAAUGGUGUGUAUUUUAUUUGCAUCAUUGUGGUUCUGCAUUUUGCCAGGUUGUCUGUCACUCUAUCCUGUCCUCUGGACCUGACCCUGUUUCCCAUGGAUACGCAGCGCUGUAAGAUGCAGCUGGAGAGCUGUGAGUAACUGAUAAUGGCUCAGUUUCACAUGACCAUAUAUGGUAUCUGUUAGAGAGCGAGAGAGCUAUAGUUAUUCUUGAAUUCAUGUAAAAUAUGUUUUGCAGUCACAGACCAAUUGGUUUCAUUUAUGCAUUGUUGUUACUGUCUGUUACGUGUUGUGAUGUCUUUCCUGUUGUCUCUUUCCUGUCUCGUUUUAUUUAUUUAUUUAGCGCUGCCCUUGCCCUUCACCACUUCCCAGGCCGUCAUCGUAAAUAAGAAUUUAUUCUUAACUGACUUGCCUAAACAAAUAAAAUAAAUGUAAUCACACUAGCCAAUGUAUAGGACAUGUAAAUCAGUCUAUAUUUCAUGUUUGUUAGGGAAGGAUUACAAGUAAUUAAAGAUGACUACUGAAAAAUCUUCUUAUUAGCAGAGUGUGAUUACUAUUAAUUGAAAAAUGUACUUCAAACAACAUUGAGAUAUAGUUUAAUCAUGCCAGGAUGGAGAUUUAUAUACAGUAUUAACUGUUGUUGACGACGACAAUGUGUGUUUGUGUGUUUGUGCGUGCGUUUGCCUGUGUGCCUGUGGAUGCUUCCGUGUGUGUGUAUAUAUGUGUGUGUACCCGUCUCUCUGUGUCUACAGUUGGCUAUACGACGGAUGACCUGCAGUUUAUGUGGCAGUCAGGGGACCCUGUCCAGAUGGAGGAGAUCGCCCUUCCCCAGUUUGAUAUCAAACAGGAGGAUAUAGAGUAUGGAAACUGCACCAAAUUCUAUGCAGGGACAGGUAUGCCCCCCAUAGGCAUGAAAUACAAGUAUUCUGUUUUCAUUUGAGUGAAAACUAUGGCUGGGAUUUGCCAGGGACUUCACGAUACGAUAUUAUCACAAUACUUAGAUGCUGAUACGAUGUGUAUUGCAAUUUUCACUAUUCUAUAUGUAUUGCGAUUCAAUACUGUGAUUUUAUUGCUAUUCCAUUGCUCACCAUAUGUCUGCUGCAGAGGGACAAGAGAGAGCCAUGAGAAAAACAGUUUUGAUCAGUCAUGGAAAUAAAAUAGGGCGACAGGUACCCUAGCGGUUAGAGUAUUGGGCCAGUAACCGAAAGGCCGCUGGUUCGAAUAUCUGAGCCGGCAAGGUGAAAAAUCUGUCGAUGUGCCCUUGAGCAAGUCACUUAACCCUAAUUUGCUCCAGGGAUGCCACACUACUAUGGCUGACCCUGUAAAACAACACAUUUCACUGCACUUAUCCGGUGUAUGUGACAAUAAAAACAUAUAUUUAUUUUCUGUACUUUAAACAAAUUGGCUCCCUAUUUCAAAAAAGAAGAUGGAGAACAAGCUAUGAAGGAAAAAUACUGGAGUUUUGGUGCAGUUACAGCCAACUAGCGCAAAAUAAUAUUGCGAUAUUGUCAAAACGAUACAAUACGAUAUAUCAUCAAAAAUAAUUUCCCGAUAUGUAACUGUAUUGAUUUUUUCCUCUAUCACUAGUGAAAACUGUGCUAACAACAGGUAUAAGGCAUUAUUACGUGUCAUAAGCAUGUACAAAUGGGUUUUCAAAUCAACUGUACUUAACAUGCCCAUAAUACGGUCUACUAGGUGCAUUGCACUAUAGGCCUGUACGGACAGACAUAAAAACGACCUACUAUAUUUGACUCAUUAUUUUUUAAAGAAUAUGCGAUGAAACCAUAUUGGCCUGCUCUAUUUUACUCAUGCCAUACUCUCCCUUGCAUUUGGCAUCGGUUGCAAGGCAAUAGUUAUUGAUACAAAAAUUAGAAAUUAGCACAGUGAGAAAUCCUUUGAACCAAUGAACUUCCAGUCUCCUGAUUAAGCUUUGCCAUUAACUAGAGCGUCAGAGACUUUAAUGAGCUUGGCUUAACAAUGUAAGGAUCUGGCUUUUCCAUUUCAUCCAUUGCUUAAUUAUUCCAUGUAAAUUGAAAUGCUUCCGUGGCUCGAUACUAACGCUAAGAUAUUGUUUUCUCAUAAACUUCAAAGACUCCAAAGGCCUCAAAAUAAACAUUUACAUUUACGUCAUUUAGCAGACGCUCUUCCAGAGCGACUUACAGUUAGUGAGUGCAUAGCUUUUUUUUUCUCAUACUGACCCCCGUGGGAAUCGAACCCACAACCCUGGCGUUGCAAGUGCCAUGCUCUACCAACUGAGCUACACGGGGCCCAGUGUUCUAGGUUACUUUUCAAUGUUGUAUUUGCAUGUGUUACAUACAACGCUUCUUCAUACUAUCUCUGUAAGUUCUUCAUUAAUGAGAACUGUAGCACAAUUUUAUGUAGCUAAUGUAUCUGACUAGCUUUGGCCAAAGCUUAAAAUUCUGUCUCUUACACUUCUCCUGCAGUUGCAUUGAAGAAACACACAGUAGCCUACAUGGGUUCUCAUGCUCAAUAUAGCCCUGAGAUAUUAAAACUUUGAUAGGUCACGCUUCGCUAAAGCACUUUAAAAACCCAGGCCUUUCCUCACCUGUCAGUGUGAGUAGUUAAAUGUUAACUCUAAAAACAAAGCAGCGAGUGUCACUGGAGGUUAGCAUAGCACCGUUAGCGAAAGGCCGACACAGUUAGCACUCAGUUCGAACACGACCCCAGCACACUCACACAGGGGAGCAACGCAGCUGGCAGCGAGGCAACCUUUAAUGGGGUUGUUGUGACGACCCAGCGAGACACAAAGAUCACCGGUGGGAGCCCGUUCUUUAGCAUGGCACACACAGAGAGAUGGAGGUGGGUAAACAUUACCUCAGUAUGUCCACCCUAAACCCCUACAGCGUCUCAAAGCCUGGUUUAAGUAGUAUUCAUUUUCUUUCAAAUACUUUAAGUAUUAUAUUGAGCAUGUUUGGAGUGCCAGAAGGGCAGAAGGUUUGCACUUCUGGGUGGGGGGGUGGUUGGUGGGGGGGGGCAUCACUGCAGGGUCCACCUAGAGCAGGGUUUCCCAAACUAAGGGUCGCCUAAUUAGAAAAUGGGGUCACGAGAGAAACUAUUUUUGUUUUUUGUUUUAUUAAAAAAGAAACCAUUGGCCAUUUAUUGCAUCACUUUUUUUACGUUGUGGGGUUGCAAAAAUGUUUUGAUAUCAAAAUGGGGUCAUGGGGAACCCCUGACAUAGAGGAAUGGCAGGGGCAUCGCUACAGGGUCUACUUAAGGGAAAGAUAGGUGCAGGAGCCAGGGAACAGGGUGUGAAAACACAAGAGACAUGUUUAAAGGUCCAAUGCAGCCUUUUUUAUCUCAAUAUUAAAUCAAUUCAGGGUAACAAUUAAGAACCUUACUGUGAUUGUUUUCAAUUAAAAUGGUCAAAAGGAACCAAAAAUAGCUUCUUAGCAAAGAGCAAUUUCUCAAGCAAGAUUUUUGCAGGAAGGGGAAAACUGAAAAAUAGCUGUUAUUUGCAGAGAGGUUUGUAACAAUUUUUCUUACUGAUCUACUAACUAAUUGACCUACUACUACUUGCUAAUUUAGUUAUUGAUGUCAACAGGCAGGGCAAAACUCCAUCCCACCAAAACAGUCUUUUCAAACCUCAUAGAGUGGAAAUAUAUAUAAAACACAGGAAAAUCACGUUUUUGCCUGCAUUUGACCUUUAAUAAAGUUACUCCAAAGCAGAUAAUGAGGGAAAGAAACAGUGAAACAGCAGUCUGUCUGGGAAGUGAGAUAUCAUGGUUAUUCAUAAAGGCAAUUAAACAGCAGAUCAUUAUCAGAGAGAGCGAGAGAGAGAGAGAGAGAGAGAGAGGAAGCUGACAAAAUUGAGCGAGCGAGCGAGCGAGAGAGAGAGAGGAAGCUGACAAAAUUGAAUAUGCCAGGGGCUGCACCUCCCCUCUUCUGUUCCUAAAAGAAUAAUCCAAGAGGAAAUAGCCCCCGGUGUUAGACGAGUGUGAGAACAUGCACAUUUAGCCUGGAAUACAGUGGCUUGCGAAAGUAUUCACCCCCCUUGGCAUUUUUCCUAUUUUGUUGCCUUACAAUCUGGAAUUAAAAUUGAUUUUUUGGGGGUUUGUAUCAUUUACGCAACAUGCCUACCACUUUGAAGAUGCAAAAUAUUUUUAAUUGUGAAACAAACCUUUCACAGCAAUUACAGCUGCAAGUCUCUUGGGGUAUGUCUCUAUAAGCUUGGCACAUCUAACCACUGGGAUUUUUGCCCAUUCUUCAAGGCAAAACUGCUCCAGCUCCUUCAAAUUGGAUGGGUUCCGCUGGUGCUUAGGGUCAUUGUCCUGCUGGAAGGUGAACCUCCGUCCCAGUCUCAAAUCUCUUGAAGACUGAAACAGGUUUCCCUCAAGAAUUUCCCUGUAUUUAGCGCCAUCCAUCAUUCCUUCAAUUCUGACCAGUCCCUGCUGAUGAAAAACAUUCCCACAGCAUGAUGCUGCCACCACCACCAUGCUUCACUGUGGGGAUGGUGUUCUCGGGGUGAUGAGAGGUGUUGGGUUUGCGCCAGACAUAGCGUUUUCCUUGAUGGCCAAAAAGCUACAUUUUAGUCUCAUCUGACCAGAGUCCCUUCUUCCAUAUGUUUGGGGAGUCUCCCACAUGCCUUUUGGCGAACACCAAAUGUGUUUGCUUAUUUUUUUCUUUAAGCAAUGGCUUUUUUCUUGCCACUCUUCCGUAAAGCCCAGCUCUGUGGAGUGUACGGCUUAAAGUGGUCCUAUGGACAGACACUCCAAUCUCCGCUGUGGAGCUUUACAGAUCUUUGGUCUCUUUGUUGCCUCUCUGAUUAAUGCCCUCCUUGCCUGGUCCGUGAGUUUUGGUGGGCAGCCUUCUCUUAGCAGGUUUGUUGUGGUGUCAUAUUCUUUCAUUUUUUUUUAAUAAUUGAUUUAAUGGUGCUCCGUGGGAUGUUCAAAGUUUUGGAUAAUUUUAUAUAACCCAACCCUGAUCUGUACUUAUCCACAACUUUGUCCCUGACCUGUUUGGAGAGCUCCUUGGUCUUCAUGGUGCCGCUUGCUUGGUGGUGCCCCUUGCUUAGUGGUGUUGCAGACUCUGGGGCCUUUCAGAACAGGUGUAUAUAUACUGAGAUUAUGUGACAGAUAAUGUGACACUUAGUUUGCACACAGGUGGACUUUAUUUAACUAAUUAUGUGACUUCUGAAGGUAAUUGGUUGCAACAGAUCUUAUUUAAGGGCUUCAUAGCAAAGGGGGUGAAUACAUAUGCAGCACCACUUUUCCGUUAUUUAUUUUGUAGAAUUCUUGGAAACAAGUAAUUUUUUUUAUUUCACUUCACCAAUUUGGACUAUUUUGUGUAUGUCCAUUACAUGAAAUCAUAAUAAAAAUCCAUUUAAAUUACAGGUUGUAAUGCAACAAAAUAGGAAAGACGCCAAGGGGGAUGAAUACUUUUGCAAGGCACUAUAUAGGGUAUCUUGAUGAUGAUCCAUUCUCUCUCUGCUUGUCCUUAGUCAAACUCUUGGAAAAGACUUGUUCAUUCUUGUGAUUUCAUUCACAGACCGACAAUAGCAAUGAUAGUUAGUUAUCACAACAGUAAUUUAGUGGUCAUAUUAUUGUCUACCCAAAGUCGUUUUAGAUGACUUUGUUAUGAAUGUUUAAUCCUACCGGUAGCUUGAAAAACUUGGUACACUUUAGUUUGUGAAUUUACUUAUUACACUCAUCCUAAACCAGGGAUGGCCAACCCUCAUCUUAAGGGUUUUGCAGGCUUUUGUUCCAGCCUUGCUCUAAAACACUAUCUUUACUCCUCUAGGCUACUACACGUGUGUGGAGGUGAUCUUCACCCUGAGGAGGCAGGUGGGCUUCUACAUGAUGGGUGUCUAUGCCCCCACACUCCUCAUCGUGGUCCUCUCCUGGCUCUCCUUCUGGAUCAACCCUGAUGCCAGCGCUGCCAGGGUUCCUCUAGGUAUGAACUUUAAUCCCUAUUCUAACCACUGACCCUUAACCCCUAUCCUAACCGCUGACCCCUAAUCCCUGACCCCUAACCCCUAUCCUAACCACUGACCCCUAACCCCUAUCCUAACCACUGACCCCUAACCCCUAUCCUAACCACUGACCCCUAACCCCUAUCCUAACCACUGACUGACUCAUAACCCCUAUCCUAACUACUUACCCCUAACCCCUAUCCUAACCCCAUGUCACUGUGUCUGACUGUAGCUAGUCUCCCAUGUCACUGUGUCUGACUGUAGCUAGUCUCCCAUGUCACUGUGUCUGACUGUAGCUAGUCUCCCAUGUCACUGGGGUGUUGUCUGAAUUUAGCCUCAAAAAUCUAAACUGAAUCACGCUACGUUUCAUUAUUAUUUUGCUUGACUAAUUUCGAGGCUAGUCUGACUUAUUGAGGCAUCAAAUGCAGCCUAAUAUGGCCAUCCAUUUGACAUCACUGCAUGAUGACAUGAGAGUGCUUUCCACUUUUUCAUAUAGUCUAGUGUCCCAUUUUAUUGUUUCACUGUGUGCCUGAGGGAGUGAAAUGUGAAUAGCAAUGGAACCAUCCAUUGUCAAUCCACAGUCUCCCCUACGUGAUACAUAAUAUAUCAUAAAACAAUUUAUGUUGUAUGAGUAACUCGCCUGGUCCAUCAUAAACAAGCUUGCAUGAGUCAGAAAUGUCAACUUCUCCCCCGUGUGACGUCACUUCAUCCAUUCUGAUGGGUUUGGAGAGAGCUGUGUGGAUAAGAGGACCAUCCAUUGUUACUCCCCCACUCCCACCACCGCCAUCACUACUACCUCCUCCUCUGUUUCCCCUCCAGCUGUUAGUCACUUUCGUCCCAUCCCUCCAUCUCCUCUGGAGGGCCACCUCAUGACACCUCAGUAAAUGGGAUCAGCACAGGUCAGUCAUCUCCUAUGUGUGUCCAUUUACAUAUGGCAUUCAUUCACCUCUGUGUGUGUGUGUGUGUGUGUGUGUGUGUGUGUGUUAGCGUACAUGUGAUUAGAUGUGUGGAGUACUUCCAUAUACGCUUCCUACUAUGUGUGUCGGUGUCGGACACAUUUUGUUCCCACAAUACAUCAGGGGACAAGCGUCAGCAAACAAAGCAUUAUGCUGUUUAAACAGAGACAACACUUUCCCUGUGUUAUGUAAAAUAGGCCAGCUUGCAUGCUGGGAUGAAAAGGAUUUCAGAGCUCGGUGAACUCCGAUGGGGUUAGCUAAUCAUCCGAAAUAAGGACCUCAUGCUUUUAUUUCGAGAUUUUUAUGCAGUCACUUAUAUAACGGCCUAGAUUAAUUGGCCAAUCAGAGAGGAAAAACAAUAGAAAAUAGCUCUUUAUUAUCGGUGGCUUUGUGAACCCGCUUCAUCACUAGAAUGAGGAAGGGAGAAGGAAGGUUCAUGGGUAAAGGAAGGUUCAUGGGUUUAUAAUUGGGCUCUUAGUACUGUAUAUCCUGGGGAUAUGGGCUUGAAUGUGAGUGUUUUAUUACCACUGCCUAGUCCAGGUGAUUCAUAUAUCCAUUAUUCUGUACUGUACAUCAGGGGUAUUAAAUUCCAACUGUCGAGGGCUGCUGUGUCUUCUCCCUGCUAUUUACCACUCACCUGGUUUAGAUCAAAGACUAGACCUUUGAUUUAAAGGCAAGGAUGAAAACGUGCAAAUACUGCGACCCGCAAGGUCUGAAGUUGAAUCUCCUUGUCUGCUGUGCAUUCUAUGUUGAGCAUUAGAGAGUCGAGUCCAAAUGCUAAUUUGCGAUCCUAGGACACCUCUAGAAGGAUCCCCAACGCUAAGCUAUGCUCUCCUUCCUUUGAUGUUUAGUUGACAAGGUCACCUCUUCCCUCCCUCCCUCCCUGUUAACCUCCCAGGGAUCCUCUCGGUGCUCUCCUUGUCUUCUGAGUGCACGUCCCUGGCCUCAGAGCUGCCCAAGGUGUCGUACGUGAAGGCCAUCGACAUCUGGCUGAUCGCCUGCCUACUGUUUGGCUUCGCCUCGCUGGUGGAGUAUGCCGUGGUGCAGGUGAUGCUCAACAGCCCCAAGCGCAUCGAGGCCGAGAAGGCCAAGAUGGCAUCCAAGGUAAAGGCAGAGGGCAAGGAGAAGGCGGUGGGCAAGAACAACACGAUCAACGGUACCAGCGAGACUCCCUGUCAUGUCAGCACGCUGCAGGUGGGUGAGGGAAAGGUGGGGAGGGGAUGGGUGUUUGUGGGGAAUGAAAGGGGGGUGGGGGGGGGGGGGGGGGGGAGUUGUGUGUGUUGCUUGUGUACGUGUGUUCGCUUUCAUAAUUAGAAAUAGGAUGAAGUUGUCACCAGACACUGAUCUAAGUCAGGAUGAAGUUGUCUCCAGACACUGAUCUAAGUCAGGAUGAAGUUGUCCCUAAUGGAUACAGAUGCUUACGUGUGUGUACAUUUGCGUGCACGUGUGUACUCGUGUGUGCACUUGCUAUAUCCAGACCACUUUCCUCACACUUAGUUGAAUGACGAAUGGUUAACCUUGUCCCUAGGCAUGAUUAGAGUGAAGUUAGCAAUCUAAAUGCUAAAUAGAUUGGACGAUCCAAUCAUUCAUAAAUGCUAACAUCUUCUGCACUCUUGCCUGGCACGGAUAAAGAUUGACACUCAGGUACAGAUUUCACUCCUGAAAUUUUCUUUUAAAUCAUACACUUCAUUGACAUUAAUUGACAUGGUAAUGUAUGUUAGUCAAGACUUCGAGAAGAUUACACUAGUCCCCAGAGAUCAAAUAUGUUUUCUUAUCAAACGUAAAUCAAAUGAAUGACGAUUUAAUGAGCUUAAUGGUUAGAGUGAAAAACUAGCAACUAUAUGAUUUGUUUCUAAUUUGCCCUGUAGCCCUUGAGGCAAGUCGAUGAGAAACUCUUUGACUUUGAAAUUUGGGUUUUUAGAAGCUACUUCCCACAGAUUAUUUUGUAUUUAGCAAUCUAUUGUAGCAGCAUGUCGAUUCCCCAAAGAAAACACAAGAGAAGACUUCCAGAAUCCAGAUUACAGCUCCAAAACAACAACAUUAGGGAUAUUUUGCCACUGUCUAUGGGUGCCAUCAAAAGACAAUGCAGAAGAUAAUUGUGUAUCUGUUGCAUUCUCAUCUCAUUCAGAAAGAAACUGCCAGACACCACACCAAUGCAAAACACCACUGCAUGGUCAAAAUGGCACCCUUUGUACAGUGGGGAAAAAAAGUAUUUAGUCAGCCACCAAUUGUGCAAGUUCUCCCACUUAAAAAGAUGAGAGAGGCCUGUAAUUUUCAUCAUAUAUGACAGACAAAAUGAGGAAAAAAAAUCCAGAAAAUCACAUUGUAGGAUUUUUAAUGAAUUUAUUUGCAAAUUAUGGUGGAAAAUAAGUAUUUGGUCAAUAACAAAAGUUUCUCAAUACUUUGUUAUAUACCCUUUGUUGGCAAUGACACAGGUCAAACGUUUUCUGUAAGUCUUCACAAGGUUUUCACACACUGUUGCUGGUAUUUUGGCCCAUUCCUCCAUGCAGAUCUCCUCUAGAGCAGUGAUGUUUUGGGGCUGUCGCUGGGCAACACGGACUUUCAACUCCCUCCAAAGAUUUUCUAUGGGGUUGAGAUCUGGAGACUGGCUAGGCCACUCCAGGACCUUGAAAUGCUUCUUACGAAGCCACUCCUUCGUUGCCUGGGCGGUGUGUUUGGGAUCAUUGUCAUGCUGAAAGACCCAGCCACGUUUCAUCUUCAAUGCCCUUGCUGAUGGAAGGAGGUUUUCACUCAAAAUCUCACGAUACAUGGCCCCAUUCAUUCUUUCCUUUACACGGAUCAGUCGUCCUGGUCCCUUUGCAGAAAAACAGCCCCAAAGCAUGAUGUUUCCACCCCCAUGCUUCACAGUAGGUAUGGUGUUCUUUGGAUGCAACUCAGCAUUAUUUGUCCUACAAACACGACGAGUUGAGUUUUUACCAAAAAGUUCUAUUUUGGUUUCAUCUGACCAUAUGACAUUCUCCCAAUCCUCUUCUGGAUCAUCCAAAUGCACUCUAGCAAACUUCAGACGGGCCUGGACAUGUACUGGCUUAAGCAGGGGGACACGUCUGGCACUGCAGGAUUUGAGUCCCUGGCGGCGUAGUGUGUUACUGAUGGUAGGCUUUGUUACUUUGGUCCCAGCUCUCUGCAGGUCAUUCACUAGGUCCCCCCGUGUGGUUCUGGAAUUUUUGCUCACCGUUCUUGUGAUCAUUUUGACCCCACGGGGUGAGAUCUUGCGUGGAGCCCCAGAUCGAGGGAGAUUAUCAGUGGUCUUGUAUGUCUUCCAUUUCCUAAUAAUUGCUCCCACAGUUGAUUUCUUCAAACCAAGCUGCUUACCUAUUGCAGAUUCAGUCUUCCCAGCCUGGUGCAGGUCUACAAUUUUGUUUCUGGUGUCCUUUGACAGCUCUUUGGUCUUGGCCAUAGUGGAGUUUGGAGUGUGACUGUUUGAGGUUGUGGACAGGGGUCUUUUAUACUGAUAACAAGUUCAAACAGGUGCCAUUAAAACAGGUAACGAGUGGAGGACAGAGGAGCCUCUUAAAGAAGAAGUUACAGGUCUGUGAGAGCCAGAAAUCUUGCUUGUUUGUAGGUGACCAAAUACUUAUUUCCCACCAUAAUUUGCAAAUAAAUUCAUUAAAAAUCCUACAAUGUGAUUUUCUGUAAAGAAAAUUCUCAAUUUGUCUGUCAUAGUUGACGUGUACCUAUGAUUAAAAUUACAGGCCUCUCUCAUCUUUUUAAGUGGGAGAACUUGCACAAUUGGUGGCUGACUAAAUACUUUUUUCCCCCACUGUAUAUGCCGAUAUAUAUGGACAUCCAAUAAUGAUCAACCCCAUGUGUCUCGCAACCCAGCGUCACUCAAAGUGUCUCUCGAGUAAGAUCAUAUACAGAGGAAUGUAGCUGAUCCAUCGCUCUGACGUUUGAAGCAUGACACCUUAUGCGCUAUCUCCAUAGGGAAUGCACAACACAGCCAAUGUCUUCAGAACGUAGGCAUGUUAGCACCAUCCUACCCUCCAACCACACUAGAACCAUACAACAGAAUAGAUCUGACUGAAACCACACCAAACGGUCCUGACAGGGUUGGCAAAGCACAGUCAUAAAUUAACUUGUCAGAAUGUCACACGAAUUAAGGUAUUCCUUGAUUGGAGGAGGUUGGAGGACAGGCUUUGAGACAUACAAAGGGUAUGGCAAGCAUCAUUGCACUUCCUUUACAAACUGGAGCCAGACAAGUCCUUGACUCCUCCAUCGUCUCCCCGUUCUCCUGGUAAUAAGGGCCAGGUGGUCAGGUGAUCUGUGGCAGCCAUUUGCAUUCCUCAUGAGCUUCAACAACUCCUUUUAUGAAUGUGACACUGUGAAGUCUCUGGAAAUGACAAACAGAACAGGGUAUUUGAGUUUCCCCAGGCUCCACUCGGGUCAGCUUAUCACUACUGUCUCUCUGGCUCUGGCCACUAUGGCUCAGCAUUGGUGGUUGGCAGUAAGGGAGGAGGAUGACAUGGGAUGUGAUUAGAGCUCUAGCUGACUGCUGGCUGCCGAGAUGUAUGAUGCCAUUAGCUGAGAGAAAGUCAGAGAGCUGGAGAGUGACUGGACGGGAAUGUUUGGAGUAGUGGGAAUAAUGAAAUGUUUGCAAUUGCACCCAUCACUACCUCACCACCAAUGCCAUUGUGCACUUGAGCAAGGCACUUAACCUCUAACCUGCUCAAGGGGUGCUGCUUUUUACCUGACCAUAUGCUCCCCACAGCCUUCCGUGAAUGUGUGUGUGUGGUGUGAUUGUUGGGUGGGUACUCUGUCAGCAAAAAGCCACUUUCCCAUAAACAAAGUUAUGUUUACCACCUUUCCCUUUUCCAGGGGGCAGAGACCCGGUGCAAAAAGGUGUGCACCUCCAAGUCGGACCUGCGCACCAACGACUUCAGCAUUGUGGGCUCACUGCCGCGGGACUUUGAGCUUUCGAACUUUGACUGCUACGGGAAGCCCAUUACCUUGCCCCAUGGCCUGAGCAAAAGCCAGGCCAAGGCCAAGAAACGUCCGCCGCCCAAGCCCGUCAUUCCCUCAGCCGCCAAGCGGGUCGACCUCUAUGCCCGAGCCCUCUUCCCCUUCUCCUUCCUCUUCUUCAACGUCAUCUAUUGGUCCGUGUACUUGUGAUCAGGGAUGGAAUUGAAGGGCUAGUAGAACACACCUUUGCUUGUGAGCAUCUCGUAUUUUGAUCCAUUCUUCCUUAAAGUUAUUUAUUUGUUGAUCUGUUUAUAUUAAUCUAUAUACUAGAACAAUCAUAUCAUCCAUUAAUUCAUCAUUAUUGGCACUAGGAAGAGCAAACAUCCAUCACAGGUGUAAUUCGUGAGAUGAAUGGUAUAAAUUAUUUGACAAUUUGAAAAUCAAUAAAGAAUAAAAAAUAGAAUACUGUUGUAGUACUUAGUUCAAGGAAAUCAUAAGAGAAAUUACAAAUAAUUGUAAAUUGGUCUCCAUGUUUAAGCUAGCAGGGUUUUAACGUAGACAGUCCCAGAAUUCCAAAAUGCAUUCUGAUAUGUUAAAUAAAUUGCAUUGUGAAACCCAAACGUAUUAUGUCGAACUCUCUCAAACGCUCCAGAGAACCGCACCAGGGUACCGCAUUUCAUAUGUGAAAACACCCUAAAAAUAGAUAAAAUAAAUAAUUUAUUAAAAAUAUUAGUGUACAUAGCCAGAUCCUCUGCUUUUUGUCACUAAGAGCAGGAACUUGCUCGCAAGAUUGAUAAGAUGGCAUCGGCACAAAGUUUACAAUUGCAUGUUAAAAAUUGCUUAUAUGAUUUUAAAUACAGUAUAUUAUAUCUAUGAAAGUUUAUUAAAGCUACGGUAUGUAACUUUUUGUGCGACCCGACCAAGUUCACAUAGAAAAGUGAGUUAUAGAUCUGUA
Messenger RNA from Coregonus sp. 'balchen', 28155 nucleotides. Lineage: Eukaryota; Metazoa; Chordata; Actinopteri; Salmoniformes; Salmonidae. The record is from the annotation of a GenBank genome assembly.